Messenger RNA from Ostreobium quekettii, 420 nucleotides. NCBI's taxonomy places the organism in Eukaryota, Viridiplantae, Chlorophyta, Ulvophyceae, Bryopsidales, Ostreobiaceae. The record is from the annotation of a GenBank genome assembly.
AUGGAUUCGCAAGUGGUGGAGGGGAUGGGAGUGUUGGGACGGGAGGGCUGCGCCGGCUGGAAGGACCCGGCUCUGGUGGGAGCCUCGCAUGUGACCGCGCCCGGCGACGGCGCCAGCGGAUCCACGGGAAAGAGUGACCCUUGUCUGGGGCACGGAUUAUCGGCUGAUGGGCAGCCCGGCCCCGGAGCUGCCUUGCUGGGGGGAGAGGCAGCAGUGAGCGAGAUCGCUGGAGGCCAGGCGCAGGGGGCCGUGCAGGGAGGGGCCGGCCACGGGAGCGCUGGGCCCGCGGGGUCGGAUGGGGGAAAGGGCGGCGGCGACCGGCGCAAACCGAGGAACCGAGACGCGCAGAAGUCGUUCCGCAUGCGGCAGAAGCAACGCAUAGCGGACCUGGGCAGCGAGAUACGGCGCCUGGAGGAGAAG